Vicia villosa (hairy vetch) is the source of this 552-nucleotide messenger RNA. RefSeq lists its product as uncharacterized. The transcript has 2 exons. NCBI's taxonomy places the organism in Eukaryota, Viridiplantae, Streptophyta, Magnoliopsida, Fabales, Fabaceae. The record is from RefSeq and is a predicted model, not a curated record. The coding region runs from base 1 to 552 and encodes 183 amino acids.
AUGAUGCACUAUCACCUUUAUGCUUUUGUGCCUGAUAUGUCAAUGUCAAACCUUUUUGUUCUACCUCCAAACCUCAUGAGCCAAGCUACUGGUAAACGACAUGGUAUUGUUGUCAAUGUUCGUUCUGAUUUUGCUAAUGGAAUGUUAGGGAGGAAGGAUAAAUUGAUUAUGGGUUGUGAGAGAGAAGGAAAUUACAAAAGAAGGAAUGUAUAUGAAAGAAAUAAUUCCUCAAAAAACAUUUAUAGUAUGAAAGUUAAAAGUCCUUUAAGGCUGAGAUAUGUUCCAAAUGGUAUCGGUUGGAAGGUGAUUGUUAGGUGUGGGAUGCACAAUCAUAAACUAUCUAAGGAUUUGGAAAGCCAUGACAUAUCAGGCCGUACAAAAGAUCAUGAAAGAAAGUUUGUGAAUGACAUGAUGAAGUACAAUAUGACUCUAAGGCACAUAGUUGCUGCUUUGAAAGACAAAGAUCUAGAAAACCUCAUGAGUGUUACCCAAGUGUAUAAAGCUAGAGCUACAUACAGAACGGGCAAGAGAGGUACAUUGGCAGGAAUGUAG